Molecule: messenger RNA, 3563 nt
Organism: Diachasmimorpha longicaudata
Lineage: Eukaryota; Metazoa; Arthropoda; Insecta; Hymenoptera; Braconidae
Gene: rho-6
Product: protein rhomboid
Exons: 5
Coding region: 207-1109 (300 amino acids)
Cellular component (GO): membrane
Molecular function (GO): serine-type endopeptidase activity
Source: RefSeq, a predicted model, not a curated record
GGUGACGUUAGAUCAGACGUAUGCCAUUCGAAGAUAAUAUCUGUUAAUUCACUAAAAAUUCGAUUCUACGAGUAGCUGAUACUCAGUGCUGAAUAACCGCGAGUGAUUCAAUAAUUUAUGAGUGAGUGUUACGAAAUUCAAUAUUAAAUCAAUGGCGCCAUAAUUGGUCAUUUUCUAUUAGUGUAUACGCCCUAAUUGGUGUCAAAAUGGACGCGGAAGCUGCUCUGCUGGUGACAUCACCCACACUCUCAACCAUUUCCUCCGAUCAAACUGAUCCGAGAUACACGGAUCGUGAAUCCCCAUAUUCAGCCGACUCACCAAUCACAGCAAAACCGGUAUUCAGGAAGAUCAGAGAGGAGGAGAUUACACCAAAGCCGACACCCAGACACUCGCUGCUGCCGAGAAAGCCAGAAUUUCGGAUACGACCGCCAUACCUUAUGAUAUGCAUCAGCAUCAUCGAGAUCACUGUUCACUGCCUGAGUGAUGAUGGUGCACUUCGCAGAUGGCUAGUCUACGAUCCAAGACAGCGCAUACAAGGCUGGCGAUUCGUAUCAUACAUGUUGCUACACUCAAAUGCACUUCACUUGUCCCUGAACGUUGUCAUUCAGAUGGUAUUAGCAGCUCCACUGGAGGUGGAACAGGGGAAAUUGGCAGUGGCAACAAUUUAUCUUGGUGGUGGUAUUUGCGGUGCCCUAGGAGCAUCUUUAUUACAGCCGAGUCUCUAUCUUGUUGGAGCAUCUGCAGGCGUUUACGCUCUACUUACCAGUCAUCUGGCACACCUCUAUCUGUGUCACGGUGAGCUACGAUAUGCCAGUUGGCGUCUGGUAACUGUUCUACUUCUUGCUGGUGCGGAUGUUGCAUCGUUACCCGUACCAGCAUUGCUCGGAUGUGGACGGGUUGGUUGGGCAGCGCAUAUCGCUGGUGCCCUGGCAGGACCGCUACUUGGAUUAGCCGUAUUCCCGAAACAAAGCAAAAAGGAUUCGCGCGGUCGUAGAUUUGUACGAUUCGUUAGAUUUUUAAGUGCUAUUAGUGUUAUGCUAUUGAUUAUUGGGGCAAUACUGGGUAAUGUAUAUCUCAUCGCACUGCCACAAUUGCAUAAACCCUCCUGACAACGAAUCCAGAAGCUCAUAAGGCUGUGCAAAAAAUCAUUUCUCAUGGUUAAAAUACGGGAGAGUGCUGAAAAAAUUUUCGAGUAGUUUAUGAUAAAUAACCGAUUGGUGGGGUUUGAUGGGUUAAAUUUUCAAGUGGACGAACAAACGCUGGAGAAUCAUUGCCUUCAGUGUUGACGAAGGAAUAUUGAAUUUCCAAAACUGCCUCCUAUUCCCAUUUGUUCGUAUUCCGAUAAAUGAAAUUUCGCAUUUUGAAGAGGAAUUUUUAAAUGGUGAGUACAAUGACAUGGCAUGUCAUGGCAGAGGGGCGGGGUUGAAAAUCAACUACUUACAUCAAUUAAAGAAUAUAAUAAUCAAUUAAAAUGGCAGUGGUUGUUGUGCACUAUGUGCUAAAAAGAUAAUUUGGAAUAAUGGAGAGAGAGUAUCAGUGUCAAAUGUGAAUGAUAUUUUUUAUUUAGUAUUCGUGUGUCGUAUUGAUUUUUUUCUAGGACUAUUCGAUGCGUUUAAUAAGCCACUCAAUUCGUCUGACGGUGUCGUAUAAUCAUUAGCUGAAUGAAAGUUGCAUUUAUUUUAUUUUACGCGCCUUUGUCAUGAGAAAAAAAAAUGCUCUCAUGGAGUCCCUUUGUUCCUCAUCAGUAAAUUAGAAUUUUUGUAAGAAGUGGUAUUUCUCGUCGGACGCGCGAGAGAAAUUCAUGAUAUGCAAAUACCUUUGUACAUAAUGGAAGUGGACAGUAACGUUGAAUGGCAGAAUUGUUCUGAAUAUAUAAAAAUUUGCAUUUUUUUCGUUGAAAAUCAACUCCUAUUCUAACUAUUCAUACAUUUUAGUGUAUGAAGACUUUAAAGCAGUUGUACUGUUGAGGGAAAAUCGAAGUGUAUUUUAAAAAUUCCAAAAAGACUUGGAAAUACUCAAUUAUCAAUUCAGUAGUAAAGUGAAGUGAGGAUUUUUGUUGAAUUUGUCAUUUGGCUUCUCUUCCUUGGUAAAGUGUACUUCCCUCCUUUUACCACUCACUCCUUCACUUCAAAAUUUAUUCGUUUAUUUUAGCCUAUCAUUUGGGUUUCUAUCGCUAAUUAAAAAAUGAGCAUCAGUGGCUAUUCGCGAUAAUAAAUGUGAAAUGUUUAUCACCUUCAAUGUUUUAAGAACUCUGUGUACAUCAAAAUGUACUGUCAAUGGUAAGUCCUGCCAAAAUUAACUACCAAAGCUAACGAAUAAGAAUGAAUGAGAAAAUAACGAAGAAAUGUUAUAUAAAGUAAAUAAGUAGAAUGAAUAAAUGAAUUUAUUGAAUCCUCUAAAAUAACUUAAGAUACCCAACUGUUCAUCAAUAAUUUUAAAAAAUCGACAAGAUGAGAAAAAAAUCAGAGAAAAAGUAAACUGGCUGUGAUUAUUUUAGUCUUCUCAGAACUUGAGAAAAUAGAUCUACUUGAAUCAUGGAUGCUAAGUCAUGUAAAUAUUGAUUACAACACUGUGAUUAACAAUUUAACAAUUACUGAUAAGAUGCAAAAAGGGGGGAGUAGAAUAGUGAGUAUCAAAAACAAUCAAUUAAGCACAAUUGAAAAUAUGUAAUGAAGCUAUUCAUUAAUCAUUUUAUGUAACAUUAAUCAUUGACAUGGAAAAUUUUGUCUAUAUAAAAAAUGGUUUGUGCAGAAAAAAAAAAUCAUGUUUUCCCUAUGAACAUUGUCUUUUGUCAUUAAUUCAUGCCAUCUCCAAUUCCAACUCGAUUCCAUUCCUUGAUUUAAAUAUAUCACAUUUAAGAAAAUCCUCUCGGUAUUUCUAUUAAAUAUUCCCAUCUGUGACGUCAAAUAUGGUUUCCUGAAAGAGACACAAUAUUUCAAGACUAUUUCAUAGAUCGGGUGCACAACAACAGUGACAGGAUUAUGAAAUUCCCAUGCCACCGUUUAUAUUUUUUUACCCAAAAGAAAACUCAGCGCUCGACACAUACAUCACCUUCCCUGCUUUCAAUAAAAACCUGACUGUGAAAUAUGCGGGUUGUAUUCGAUGACAAAAGGCGGAUAACAACUCAAGUUAAUAAUAUCGACGGCUUCCAGAAGUUGAGGAGAAUGAAAAAAAAAAGAGUACGCUAAAUGGCAGCGGUAUAGGAUAAGGGGAGAAGGAGGAGGUCGAUUGAGCGCGUCAGGAGAGGGAUUUCUACCGCACAGUGUCCUGCUCAUACAUCUCUGUUCCUCUCUGAAAGGGAAAAUAAAAAUGUAGAAAGAUAAAAUAAAGUGAAAAAAAAAUCGUGGACCCCCAUAGUUUACCCUGGAGAACGAUAAAACUGGGAAUCCAAAGGGAUAUAGCAAGGCUACCCUCGUUGCAAAUAUUUAUUGUUAAGGUACACUACGGAUGAUAAAAAAAAUCCACAACUUACAUUGUAUGUGGAUGCUUGACGUUUAUAGUUAGUCUGUCUACGGAAUAAUUUUCAGAUAGCAGCGGAGGAGUCUGAUUUUGAUGGCAAAGCU